This is a messenger RNA of Chaetomium fimeti, 1194 nucleotides long. RefSeq lists its product as uncharacterized. Gene Ontology annotation, molecular function: aralkylamine N-acetyltransferase activity. Lineage: Eukaryota; Fungi; Ascomycota; Sordariomycetes; Sordariales; Chaetomiaceae. Gene Ontology annotation, cellular component: cytoplasm. The record is from RefSeq and is a predicted model, not a curated record. The transcript is spliced from 3 exons. The coding region runs from base 109 to 963 and encodes 284 amino acids.
UUCCUCGCCUAACCAGCAUCCGCCCCAAAGUUUUUUUGUCGGCCGAUAUAUACUCGUGGAGACGCGAGGUAUUCAGGGAACACAACUCGAAUCAGUCUCGGCGUAGGUAUGGCACGCGCCGAGACAGCCCGCUCGGACGAAGAGAGUCCUUGCCCAAUCCAGGAGACAGACCAGGCCGUUGACGAGUCAUCAGACGUUGACGGUGAUUUUGCCUCACUUCAAAAGAUGCUGAGCCAAAAAAGGAGGGCGGCCAAAGACAGCCCAGAGGUCCGCCUCCAGAAGGCCCUCCCAUUCCUAGGGGCCUUCGCGCCUAAUAUCCGGCCGUUGACCAUCAACGACCUCGAAGCAUGUAUUGCGUUGGAGAAUGCCGCGUUCCCUAACCCCGAACACCGGGCGUCACCCCAAAAGAUCGCCUACCGCCUCACUGUCUGCCCAGAACUCAGCCUAGGUCUCUUCCUCACCAUCAUCCCGGAGCGGGCCGCAAAACUGGGCCUCGAGACACUUCCACUCGCCAAACCAGUCGAGACGGGCCGUGCCGAUGGCGCCGUGAGCGUGCUACUCGCCCACGUCAUUUCGACACGAUGCCGGGGGGAUAUCAUCACCGAUGCCGACAUGGCGUACCCGGAAGAGUGGCGAAGCCAGGCCGGGCGCGCAGCCGGUCAGCACGUUGGGCACCAGGAGGCCGGGCGGACCGUCGGCUUACACUCGCUCGCCGUGCUACCGCGGCUACAGCGCUGCGGCAUCGGGCAGACGAUCAUGAAGGCUUAUCUCGACCAGAUGAAGUCAUGCGGGCUGGUAGAUCGAGUGGCGUUGAUUUGCCAAGAUCAUCUCAUGUUAUACUAUCAACGAUCCGGGUUUAAACAUCUCGGGGAAAGCAAGGCGCAGUUUGGGGGAGGCGGGUGGCAUGACAUGGUAAACUCUUUCUCCCUGCCCCUGAGUCUGGUCUGUGGUCGUGUGCGUUGAUGUUCAGGACUCACCGUUUCUUCAGGUCCACGAUUUACCGCGUGAAAGCAAGACGCCAAAGUCAUAGAAGGAAACGGUAGCACGACGGAGGGCGGCAAGACGGGAACAGGAGGAUCAAGAUUGGGACUUUUGUUGACUGAAUCGAGAAAUAAUCCCGCUCUCGUUGGACCGGUUGUGCAUACAUAGGCGGGGAUACAUCAACCGGAUGCCCUGGGGCUCGGCAAUGCGGUC